This is a messenger RNA of Colletotrichum destructivum, 2133 nucleotides long. RefSeq names its product Putative asparagine synthase, rossmann-like alpha/beta/alpha sandwich, nucleophile aminohydrolase. Gene Ontology annotation, molecular function: asparagine synthase (glutamine-hydrolyzing) activity. Bases 1 to 2106 code for a protein of 701 amino acids. The transcript is spliced from 4 exons. Gene Ontology annotation, cellular component: cytosol. The record is from RefSeq and is a predicted model, not a curated record. NCBI's taxonomy places the organism in Eukaryota, Fungi, Ascomycota, Sordariomycetes, Glomerellales, Glomerellaceae.
AUGAUACAUGAUAUUGGGUCGUCCAACAGACUACGCUCGCCGCGUAUCACUCGAGACCGGGUCAUAAUCGCAAAAUGCCUCGGCCACGCCCGCCUCUCCAUCAUAGACCUUUCCCCGGCUGGCCUGCAACCGCUCCACAGCAAAGACGGCCAGCUCCACGCCGCCGUCAACGGCGAGAUCUACGACCACGACGCCAUCCGCGCCCGCUGCGCUGCCGAGCACGGCUACGACUUCUCCGGUCGUAGUGAUAGCGAGGUAGUCCUCGCGCUGUACCGGCACCACGGCGCGCCCGGCUUCCUCGACCACCUGCGCGGCGAGUUCGCCUUCGUCCUGCACGACGAGCGGUCCGGGGACGUGAUCGCCGCGAGGGACCGGUUCGGCAUCAAGCCGCUGUUCUGGACCCGCAUCAACAACGAUGACAAUGACGACGACGACGACGACGACGACGACGACGAUGACAGCGCCCUGGCCCGGAUCCUCGUGGCGUCUGAGAUCAAGGCGUUCUUGCCAAUGGGAUGGCGGCCCGAGUGGGACGUCGCCGCCAUCGCCAGCGGCGCAGCGAUGCAGGGCGAGGGUACGCUGUUCAAGGGGGUGAAAAAGGUCUUGCCCGGGCACUGGAUGCGGUUCGCGCGGGAUGGGAGUGUCAAGCAGCUUCGUUAUUGGGAUGCCAACUACGGCGACAAAUCAGUCCAGGAGACGCGCACGCUCGAAGAGAUGACGCAGGGCGUCCGCGACCGACUCGUGGAAGCCGUCCGUCUGCGCCUCCAGGCCGACGUGCCCAUCGGCAUCUACCUCUCGGGUGGCAUCGACUCCUCCAUCGUGGCCGGCAUCACGACCCAGCUCGUACGGGAGAGAGGCAUUAAGCUGGGGAGCCGGGGCGCCGAGGACCAGAUCACCUGCUUCAGCAUCUCCUUCACCUCGGACUCGGCCUACAACGAGUACGACAUCGCGGAGCGCACCGCCAAGUGGCUCGAUGUGGCCAUCGUGGAAAAGGCCAUGGACGAGGCCGAACUUGCGCGCCACUUCGCCGACUCGGUCUACCACACCGAGCACCAUCACUACAAUCUCAACAGCGUCGGGAAGCACGCCUUGUCGGAGCUGCCGCGCCUUCGGGGUAUCCCCGUCGUCCUCACUGGCGAAGGUGCCGACGAACACUUCGCCGGCUACCCCUUCCUCGUCUCAGAUCUCCUCCGCGAGCCCGACGCCGCAUUUCCCUCGUCUCCGCUCGACACCGACGCCGUCUUCCGUACCGCAUUCCUCGAGACCGCCGAGGCCCAGCUGCGGACCAUGUUCAACAUCGUCGGCAUGUUCGACCACCCCGCCCUCGACGACGGCAACCCGGACUUCUGGCCCCUUGCGGGCCUCGACUCCUUCUGGGCUCAGCUACGCUCGCACCCCUCCAAGGACGUCUUCGCCUCCUGGGUGCGCCGGGCGACCGCCAGCGACGGCCUAGACGCCUACGCCGCGAUGGUCGACGCCCUGCCUGCCGACGCGCGCCAAAACAUGCUCACGCGCUGGCACGCGCUCCACUCGGCUCUGUACCUCUACCUCAAGACCUCCAUGGCCAACAUGGUUCUUACAUGCUUGGGCGACCGGUCCGAGAUGGCACACAGCAUCGAGGCGCGCCUUCCGUUCCUUGACCACGAGCUCGCCGAAUACGUCAACGGGCUCCCGCCCAGUGUCAAGAUGAGCUACCGCCACCCCGAAGAAGGAGAUGACGACGGGCGCGCGACGAGAGGACAAGGAGCAGAGAGCCUGUUCUGGAACAACAUGGCCGCCGCCCGAGACCGUCUGAUCGACAAGAAGAUUUUACGGGACGCCGGACGGCCCUUCAUCACGGACGAGAUAUACCACCGCAAGAAGCACCCUUACUCUGCCCCGUCAAAGUGGCCCGUAGGCGGGCCCAUGCAAUCCAUGUUCCAGGAUCUGCUAACUAAGGAAGCGGUCGACCAGCUGGGCUUCGUCGACUACGACGUCGUCUCCUCGUCGCUCCGGUCUGCGUUUGGCGCGGACAGCGACCCUGUGGCAUUCAGGAAACUGCUCGUCGUCGGCGCCUGGGUUGUGCUGAGCCAAAGAUUCGGCAUCAGACCAGCGGGAGCCUGGUAAGUACCACACAUGACGACGACGCCGCGC